Molecule: messenger RNA, 2780 nt
Organism: Telopea speciosissima
Lineage: Eukaryota; Viridiplantae; Streptophyta; Magnoliopsida; Proteales; Proteaceae
Product: potassium channel AKT1-like
Exons: 12
Coding region: 44-2683 (879 amino acids)
Biological process (GO): potassium ion transport; transmembrane transport
Cellular component (GO): membrane
Molecular function (GO): protein binding; voltage-gated potassium channel activity
Source: RefSeq, a predicted model, not a curated record
AGCAGGGCGCUGAGAGAACCGAAUGAAGUAGAGCAGAAAAGCAAUGCCACAAAGAUUUCAAGAUGGGUUUUUCAAUGUUUCUGUCUGUGGUCAGGAGAUGGAGCAGUUGUCAAGAGAAGGUAGCCAGUACAGCCUUACCAAUGCCCUUCUUCCUUCUCUUACCAAUGCCCUUCUUCCUUCUCUUGGUGCCAGAAGCAAUCGCAGAAUUAAGUUGCGUAGGUUCAUAAUUUCGCCUUAUGAUCGUCGUUACAGCGUCUGGGAGACUUUUCUGGUUGUUCUUGUUCUAUAUACUGCUUGGGUAUCUCCAUUUGAAUUUGGAUUCCUUGAUGGACCGAGGGGAGCUCUUGCAAUCACUGACAACGUAGUUAAUGGGUUCUUCGCCGUGGAUAUUAUGCUGACCUUUUUCGUUGCCUUCCUUGAUAAAACUACAUACCUCUUCAUUGACAACCCAAAACAGAUUGCUUGGAAGUAUGUUAGAACCUGGUUUGCCUUUGAUGUCAUAUCUACAAUCCCCUCAGAAAUUGUGCGGAGGAUUUUACCUAAAGCUAUUCAGUCCUAUGGUUUCUUCAACAUGCUUCGUCUCUGGCGUCUACGAAGAGUCAGUUCGUUUUUUGCCAGACUGGAGAAAGAUAGGCAUUUCAAUUACUUUUGGGUUCGAUGUGCAAAACUAGUCUGUGUAACACUCUUUGCAGUACACUGUGCUGGGUGUUUCUAUUAUCUUCUUGCUGCACGUUACCAUGACAAAAAAAAUACAUGGAUUGGAGCAAGUUAUGAUAAGUUUCUUCAGACAAGCCUUUGGAUACGCUAUGUUACAUCAAUGUAUUGGUCCAUCACUACGCUCACAACUGUUGGCUAUGGUGAUUUGCAUGCUCAGAAUACAAGGGAGAUGAUCUUUGACAUCUUCUACAUGCUUUUCAACCUUGGAUUGACAGCAUAUCUUAUUGGAAAUAUGACCAAUUUGGUUGUCCAUGGGACCAGUAGAACUAGAAAAUUUAGGGAUACCAUUCAAGUGGCAUCAAAUUUUGCACAACGGCACCAACUCCCAACACGGCUUCAAGAGCAGAUGCUUGCACACUUGUGUUUGAAGUUCAGAACAGAUUCAGAGGGACUGCAACAGCAAGAGACUCUUGAUGCCCUUCCUAAAGCAAUCCGAUCAAGUAUAUCACAUUAUCUCUUUUAUUCUCUUGUCGACAAGGUGUACUUGUUCAGUGGGGUAUCGAAUGACUUACUUUUUCAACUGGUCUCAGAGAUGAAGGCCGAGUAUUUCCCCCCAAAGGAAGAUGUGAUCUUGCAGAAUGAAGCACCAACAGACUUUUACAUACUUGUUACUGGUGCUGUGGAACUUGUGGUCCUCAAGAAUGGACUGGAACAGGUCAUUGGAGAGGCAAAGGCGGGGGAUAUUUUUGGUGCGAUUGGGGUGCUUUGUUACAAGCCACAGCUCUUCACUGUCCGCACCAAACGAUUGAGUCAGUUGCUGCGGUUGAACCGUACUGUAUUUUUGAAUGUCGUUCAGGCCAAUGUUGGGGCUGGGACCAUAAUCAUGAACAAUCUCCUUCAGCAUUUGAAAGAAGUGAAAGACCCAGAGAUGCAAGGAAUUCUAACAGAGACAGAGAACAUGCUAGCUCGGGGUAGAGUGGACCUUCCUCUCAGUCUAUGCUUUGCAGCAAGUAGAGGAGACGACCUAUUGUUGCAUCAGUUACUGAGAAGGAGCUUGGAUCCAAAUGAAUCUAGUUACACUGGGCGCAGUGCUCUGCAUAUAGCAGCAUCCGGAGGAUAUGAAAACUGUGUCUUACUCCUACUGGACUAUGGAGCAGACCCUAAUAGUAGAGAUGCAGAAGGAAAUGUUCCACUGUGGGAGGCAAUACGGGAGAGGCAUGAUCCAGUGAUCAAACUUCUGGUCGACGAUGGUGCAAACAUCUAUUCUGGUGAUGUGGGUCAGUUUACAUGUACUGCCGUUGAACAGAAUGACUUGAACUUGCUCAAGGACAUUGUACGAUAUGGAGGAGAUGUGAAACUACCCAAGAGCAAUGGAACAACUGCACUUCAUGUUGCAGUUUGCGAGGGGAAUGCUGAAAUAGUUAAGUUCCUCUUGGACCAUGGAGCUGACAUUGAUAGGCUUGAUGUCCAGGGUUGGACCCCAAGGGGUCUAGUAGAUCAGCAGGGCCAUGAAGAGAUAAAAGUUCUAUUCCAGUCCAGACAAGAGACCUGUGCCCAAACCUCCGUUAAUGUUUCUGGACCUCCUAGGGUGCGCUAUCUUGGUAGAUUUACAAGCGAGCCUGCUCUUCGCCAAUUGUCUGAGGAAGGUACAACCACUUCAACUGAGGUGCCAUGGAGGCAUAAUCGUCGAAGGCGAAAAUCUAACAACUUCCACAACUCACUGUUCGGCAUCAUGUCAGCUGCCCAUCCAAGUAAAAGAGGUAUACCUUCACCUGCUGGCCUUGUUACAUGCACUAAGACUUCUGGUCAUUACUCUGCAAGAAUCACAAUUAGUUGCCGAGGAAAUGUUGGUGUCACCGAAAAGCUAGUUCGCUUGCCAGGGUCCUUUCCAGCGUUACUUGAGAUCUGUGCCCAGAAAUUUGGGUUCAGACCCACAAAAAUCCUAACUAGCGACGGUGCUGAAAUUGAUGAGGUAGAGCUCAUUAGAGAUGGUGAUCGUCUGGUUCUUGUUGGUGAUGACGGCUAAACAUUUCACAUGUACCUACACUUGGUUGAGGCUGAAGUAUGAUCUGCCACAUUGUGUCUUGGGGGAUUGCUUUGUGGAGCUCCUGAAGUUGGCUGGA